Molecule: messenger RNA, 1195 nt
Organism: Nicotiana tabacum (common tobacco)
Lineage: Eukaryota; Viridiplantae; Streptophyta; Magnoliopsida; Solanales; Solanaceae
Source: RefSeq, a predicted model, not a curated record
AGAAGAAAUCCAACAAGAGGAAAAAAGAAAGAGGGCAAAGUCUUUUUCUGUUUCUCGCCUGUUUUCACUCUCAUUCGUUUGGAGUUUUUUCUGUCACAGCUCCGAGCCCUAAUUCAUAUACAGAUACAUACAGAUUCACAUACACACACAGUCAUCGGCAUUUGAUCGCCCGUCAGUCAUCCGUCGCCGGCGCCGAUUUCGUUAAUUUUCUGAUUUUUGCUCUGGGAGAUCUUUGAAUUUUACCCAGUCGAAGAGUCUAGAAUAAGAAAAAGAAGACGGGGCCUUGUUUUAAUGAAGUUCGGUUUAGGGUUUUCAGAAGUUGAUGGAUGAUCGAUAUGCCUCAACUGCGUAGCGGUGUGCGCAGAGGCCGUCGACCGAUUGCUUCAAUCGAACCCGAAAACAACAACAACGAGAACAACGAAAACAAGAGGGUUGCACGGAGAACAACGAGGACGAGGAGAGCAGCAGGUGCGGGAAAUAGAGCCGUUGGAGGAAGGAAGAAGAAGAACAACGUUAAUAACGAAGAAGAGGUAAUUAAGGAAGUUGUACCUAUAGUAGUGGUAGAUGAUGAUGAGGAGGAGAAUGCUGUGAAGAAAACGACAAGGUCUAGGACUGGUGAAGCAGAGGAGGAUAAGGAUAGGAAGAAGGAAGUAGAGGAAGGAGAAAAAAAACAGCAAAUGGAUGAGUACGUUAGUGGCGGCGGUGGAAGCGGCGGUGAUAAGGGUUUGGGAGCUGAGGAAGAAGGUAGCAUUGCUCCCCUUCCUGAAAGGGUCCAGGUUGGUGGAUCACCAGCUUAUAGGAUUGACAAAAAGCUUGGUAAAGGAGGAUUUGGUCAAGUGUAUGUAGGUCGUCGGGUAAAUCCGUCACAUCCACACGAAAGAACUGGCGCAGGAGCUGUAGAGGUUGCCUUGAAAUUUGAGCAUAGAAGUAGCAAAGGUUGUAACUAUGGACCACCUUAUGAGUGGCAGGUCUACAAUGCCCUUGGUGGUAGUCAUGGGAUACCACGUGUCCAUUACAAGGGACGACAAGGUGAUUACUACAUUAUGGUUAUGGAUAUGCUUGGUCCUAGUUUGUGGGAUGUCUGGAACAAUAAUUCUCAUGCGAUGUCUAUUGAAAUGGUAGCAUGCAUUGCCAUUGAAGCAAUAUCCAUACUUGAGAAGUUGCACUCUAGAGGGUAAGUAUGGAUUUGCGGUUA